AUGACGCGCGUACCCGGCCUCCUGGCGCCCCUGCUUGGCCUGGGGCUGGGGCUGGGGCUGGGGCUGAUCCUGAGCUCGCUGGGGGCAGGGGCCGCGGACUGCAGGUCCUUCGGCCGCGCAGAGCGCCUGGUGUUCGCCCCGGCGGCCAGGGUCCGUUGGCUGGCUCCUCGCGACCGCCCGCCGGGGCCCCUGAACCCCCUGUACGGCACCGUGCGCCGCUUCCUCUCCGUGGUGCAGUUCAACCCCUUCCCCGCCGAGUUGGUAAAGACCUUGCUGAAUGAGCCGUCCUCCGUGAAGGUGGAUGAGGUGGUGCGGUAUGAGGCUGGCUACGUGGUGUGUGCUGUGAUCGCGGGCCUCUACCUCCUCCUGGUGCCCAUCGCCGGGCUCUGUUUCUGUUGCUGCCGCUGCCGCCGGCGCUGUGGGGGCCGCGUGAAGACGGAGCACAAGGCCAUGGCUUGUGAGCGAGGCACCCUCAUGGCCUUCCUGCUGCUGACCACCCUCGUGCUACUCAUUGGUGUGGUCUGUGCCUUUGUCACCAACCAGCGCAUGCAUGAGCAGAUGGCCCCCGGGGUGGAGGCCGUGCCUGAGACUCUGCUCAGCCUCCGGGGCCUGGUCUCCGAUGUCCCCCAGGAGCUGCAGGCCGUGGCACAGCAGUUCUCCCUUCCCCAGAAGCGAGUCUUGGAGGAACUGGAUGGUGUCGGCAAGAGCAUUGGGAGCACGAUCUACACCCAGCUCAAGAGCACCGUGUAUGAAGUGCUGACCUCAGUGAACAGCCUGGGCCAGGCCCUGCAGCUCUCUAUGGAUCACCUCCAAGCCCUGAAUGCCACCUUGGUGGAGCUGCGGGAGGGCCAGCGGAACCUGGAGCCAGAUGUCCGGGAGCGCCGGGAGCACCUCCUCACCCUGCUGCAGGAGCCUGGCUGCCAGGACUGCACAGAGGCCCAGAGCCGAGCCCGUGCCCUGGAGCUGGGAGCUGACUUUGACCAGGUGUCCCCAGUGGACGAUGUCCUGCAUCGGCUGAAGGGUGUCCCAGAGGCCAACUUCUCCAGCAUGGUCCAGGAGGAGAACAGCACCUUCAACGCACUCCCGCUCCUGGCAGCUUUGCAGACGGCCAACGUGGUCAAAGAGCUGAAGAAGGUGAUAGCCCAGAAGCCUGAAGGGCUGAGGACACUGGCCGAAGAGUUCCCAGGCUGGGAGGCAGCCUCUCGCUGGAGCCAGGCGCUGGAGGAGGUGGAACAGAGUAGCCGCCCCUACCUGAAGGAGGUGCAGAGAUAUGAGAAAUACAGGUGGAUUUUGGGCUGCGUGUUGUGCUCUGCAGUCCUGCUUGUGGUGGUCUGUAAUCUGUUGGGCCUCAACCUCGGCAUCUGGGGGCUGGCUGCCAGGGAGGACCCCGGCCACUCGGAAGCCAAGGGCGAGGCUGGAGCCCGCUUCCUCAUGAUGGGUGUGGGCUUCAGCUUCCUCCUUGCCGCACCCCUCAUCCUCCUUGUUUUCGCCACCUUCCUGGUGGGCGGCAAUGUGCAGACGCUGGUGUGCCGGAGCUGGGAGAGCAGAGAGCUCUACAAGUUUGCAGACACCCCAGGGAACUUGCCCCCAUCCAUGAACUUGUCUCAGCUUCUUGGCCUGAAGAAGAACAUCAGCAUCCUCCUGGCCUAUCAGCAGUGCAAGGAAGGGGCCGCGCUCUGGAGCGUCCUGCAGCUCAAUGACUCCUAUGACCUGGAUAAGCACCUGAAUAUCAGCCAGUAUACCGCCAAGCUGCAGCAGGAGUUGCAGAACCUUAAAAUAGACGUGAAGAAUCUGGACCUGCUGAGCCCAGCCGCCCACCGGGACCUGGAAGCCCUGCAGAGCAGUGGGCUGGAGAACAUCCACUAUUCCACCUUCCUUGAUCAGAUCCAGAAGCCUGUGGUGAACACCGACGUGGAGAAGCUGGCUCAGGAGCUGGAAGGACUGGCCCGGACCCAAGGCAGUUCUGUGCUGGGGCAGCAGCUGCAAGAGGAAGCCCAAGGGCUCAAAAACCUCUAUCAGGAGAAGGUCCUCCCCCAACAGAGCCUUGUGGCCAACCUCAACCUCACUGUCAGGGCCCUGGCAUCCUCAGCCCCGAAUCUCCAGGAAAGUGAGUGUUUCCUGACCCGAGAGAUGGGUUACUUCUCCCAGUACGUGGCCUGGGUAAGAGAGGAGGUGACUCAGCACAUUGCCACCUGCCAGCCUCUCUCCCGAGCCCUGGACAAUGGCCGUGUGAUCCUGUGUGACAUGAUCGCUGACCCCUGGAAUGCCUUCUGGUUCUGCCUGGCAUGGUGCACCUUCUUCCUGAUCCCCAGCAUCAUCUUUGCCGUCAAGACCUCCAAAUACUUUCGUCCCAUUUGGAAACGCCUCAGCUCCACCAGUUCUGAGGAGACUCAGCUCUUCCGCAUCCCCCGGGUCACCUCCCUGAGGCUGUAG
This is a messenger RNA of Puma concolor (puma), 2433 nucleotides long. Lineage: Eukaryota; Metazoa; Chordata; Mammalia; Carnivora; Felidae. The record is from RefSeq and is a predicted model, not a curated record.